This is a messenger RNA of Talaromyces marneffei, 414 nucleotides long. RefSeq lists its product as uncharacterized. The transcript has a single exon. NCBI's taxonomy places the organism in Eukaryota, Fungi, Ascomycota, Eurotiomycetes, Eurotiales, Trichocomaceae. The record is from RefSeq and is a predicted model, not a curated record. Gene Ontology annotation, molecular function: protein binding. The coding region runs from base 1 to 414 and encodes 137 amino acids.
AUGGAGCUCAUCUCACAAACAACAGGGAAUCACUACUAUGGCCGGAUUGAAAAGUCUUUAACAUGGAUUAAGUCGUGGGACACAGCGGAUAUAGAGCUGCUUCAUCUGUUACUUGAUGCGGGUGCCGAUAUAAAUGCCAAGAAUCCUGAUACCGAAACGACAGCACUGCAACAUGUCGCCGGAAAUGAUUCCGCUGAGAAGGUUGAGUUCUUACUACGGAAUGGAGCUGAGGUGAACAUUCCUGCCACCAAGGAAAUAGGAACACCUUUACAAGAGGCCAUAAUACACCAAAAACUUGAAAUUGCUGAACUUCUCCUUGAACAUGGAGCGGACGUAAACGCUCUUCCAGCAGAGGAGUAUGGAGUAACUGCACUUCAAGCUGCUGCUAUUCAUGGCUACAUUCCACUCGAUUGA